Molecule: messenger RNA, 2584 nt
Organism: Malus domestica (apple)
Lineage: Eukaryota; Viridiplantae; Streptophyta; Magnoliopsida; Rosales; Rosaceae
Product: ATP synthase subunit beta, mitochondrial
Biological process (GO): proton transmembrane transport; proton motive force-driven mitochondrial ATP synthesis
Molecular function (GO): ATP hydrolysis activity; proton-transporting ATP synthase activity, rotational mechanism; ATP binding
Source: RefSeq, a predicted model, not a curated record
GAAGGGAAAGAUGGAAUAUAUGUGCGACCCGAUCGGAGAAAACGGAUUUAACCCGCGAAAGUAAAACGAACUCCAAAUUUCCAGGUGAGAAGCAACGUUAAAAUCCACAUAUUUCUCACUCUCACGCUCUCACACUGUCUCCGCCUCUCCAUCUCCACCUCCUGCUCCGCCUCCUCCGCCCAACCACACCAUCGCAGGUGGCGAUCACCCAAUGAGCGACGCUUCCGCUCCGGUCAUCUCCUCCGCCAGCUGACCCUUCACAAAAACAAAAGAAAACAACCUUCAUUUCCGAUCAAAAUUACCAAAACACCACAAUGUCCUCCUCCCGCAAGCUCUUCUCCACUCUCCUACGCACCUCUCUCUGCCGAACCGCCUCCGCCACAAGACCCGCAACCCCUAGAUCCCCCCUCACGCGGCCGUCGGGGUACCUCCUCUCGCGCGCCGCUCACUACUCGACGUCAUCGGCCGCAGCAGCCACCGCGCCUCCCACGCCCGCUUCGCCGUCAGUGAGUGAAAAAAUCACAGAUGAUUUCACCGGAAAGGGCGCCGUCGGCAAGGUCUGCCAGGUGAUCGGAGCCGUCGUCGAUGUUCGGUUCGACGACGGGUUGCCGCCGAUCCUGACGGCUCUCGAGGUCCUGGAUAACUCGAUCCGAUUGGUGCUCGAGGUGGCUCAGCACCUUGGUGAGAACUUGGUGCGUGUUGGCAGAGCCACCCUUGGCCGGAUUAUGAACGUUAUCGGAGAGCCGAUCGAUGAGAGGGGUGAUAUAAAGACCGAUCAUUUUCUUCCCAUCCAUAGAGAAGCUCCGGCUUUCGUUGAACAGGCUACUGAGCAGCAGAUUCUUGUCACUGGAAUUAAGGUUGUUGAUCUUCUUGCGCCUUACCAAAGAGGAGGAAAGAUUGGGCUCUUUGGUGGUGCUGGUGUCGGAAAGACCGUGCUUAUCAUGGAACUCAUCAACAAUGUUGCCAAGGCUCAUGGUGGUUUCUCAGUGUUUGCUGGCGUGGGAGAACGUACAAGAGAGGGUAAUGAUUUGUACAGAGAAAUGAUGGAAAGUGGUGUCAUUAAGCUUGGAGAUCAGCAGAGUGAGAGUAAAUGUGCUCUUGUCUAUGGACAAAUGAAUGAACCUCCUGGUGCCCGUGCUCGUGUUGGGCUCACAGGGCUUACUGUGGCUGAGCACUUCCGAGAUGCUGAAGGACAAGAUGUGCUUCUCUUCAUUGAUAACAUAUUCCGCUUUACUCAAGCUAAGUCAGAAGUGUCUGCCUUGCUUGGUCGUAUCCCCUCUGCUGUCGGUUACCAACCUACCUUAGCUACUGAUCUUGGAGGCCUUCAAGAGCGUAUUACUACAACCAAGAAGGGUUCCAUUACUUCUGUUCAAGCUAUUUAUGUGCCUGCUGAUGACUUGACAGAUCCGGCUCCUGCAACCACUUUUGCCCAUCUUGAUGCCACCACUGUGCUGUCACGACAAGUAUGCAGUCUUCUAUUUUCCAUUAAAUUAUGAAGCAGGAAUGACUUUCUGCUUUUUCGUCUGCUCCUUAUGUUGAGUUGAAGGAGAGCUUUACCAGCUUCCAGGGAGUUUUGGAUGGGAAAUAUGAUGACCUUCCUGAGCAAUCAUUUUACAUGGUUGGCGGAAUUGAAGAAGUCAUUGCCAAGGUGGAGAAGAUUGCUAAGGAUUCAGCUGCAUAAUCACUCACAUUACGUUGGCUCUUCUCUAAAAGGUUACAUUACCAAAGAGCUACAAAAUUUUCUUUUCGGAGAUAUAUAGAUUCGUCAUUCCGGGAAUUAUUUUUGGUAGGUUAAGGGUUGUACAAGGAAGAGAAUUCAGGAAGGGGCAUAUUCUAUUAGGUCCCUUUUUUUUGUCCAAUAAGGUAUGCACUUGCGUGUAUUUAUUUAUCUAUCUAUCUAUCUAUAACCAUUUGAGUUCCACACCAAAGGUUUUCUUCGUCCGGUGUCGGUCCAAGCUUUCAGCUGCUUCUAGGGUUUCUUUCUCGAAUGGAUGAAGGUCGAUCCUGCAUCCUCGGCUCUCAACAAAGUGAGGAGCUUCAAAUCUUCAAACGACUAGUUGCAUUGUUUGUUGUUACUCAGUCGCUGAUCUGCGUUUGAGUACAACAAACAAGCUAACAAAUUUCUUCGAUUCGAGGACGGAGGAGGAUUCUUCGAGUUUCUUGCGGAACAAGUCAAAAAGAUGAUCCAGAUCAAUCUCCUCCCCGAAAUGCUUCCGAAUCAUUCCCUCCAUCCCGGAUCUCACUCCGGUGGCGAAUGCCUUGGGCUGUGGUUUUUCCCCGCUCAAGAUUUCCAUUGUUUCUGGGCUGAAACAUCCAUUAGCUUUCACAAUCGCUUCCACGUCUUCGAGCGAGGCGAUGUAUUGUGGUAUGUUAAAGGAGUCCACUUUCUCUUCAGAAAUGAUACCCUACUCGAGAAACAAAAAUACCAAGGUCAAUUAGUCACCGGUUUAAAAUAACAAGGCAAAUCGCUUCUCUAGAAAGAGCUUGUGCUCAUAAGCCAGAAGUACUUUUAUCAUAAGCACGUUAAAAUGUUUAUUACAAAUCUAAGUGCUUCCUUAAAAAACAUUUGGAAGUGUUUCCUGAA